This is a messenger RNA of Pristis pectinata (smalltooth sawfish), 4895 nucleotides long. RefSeq names its product cAMP-specific 3',5'-cyclic phosphodiesterase 4C-like. Gene Ontology annotation, cellular component: cytosol; perinuclear region of cytoplasm; nucleus. The record is from RefSeq and is a predicted model, not a curated record. Gene Ontology annotation, biological process: signal transduction. Gene Ontology annotation, molecular function: 3',5'-cyclic-AMP phosphodiesterase activity. The coding region runs from base 799 to 3456 and encodes 885 amino acids. Lineage: Eukaryota; Metazoa; Chordata; Chondrichthyes; Rhinopristiformes; Pristidae. The transcript has 19 exons.
GCCACCGAGACGGUGAAAUGAACGGGAACGUGUGCGGGAGGGGGCAUCUCUUGAGCCACUGUCCUUCAUCUCUCAGGGACGGAGGGGCUUGAAGGAAUCCUGCGUGACAGGGGACUUGCAGGAGGUGUAUUUAACCCCCUCCGUGAACUCGCCGCUCCAGCCCUGGAACCUUCCGAGCCUCCUCAGUUUUGGCCUCUUGCCCACCUCCGACCCACACCGUGCCUGAGCCCCGGGCUCUGACAUUCCCUGCCAGACCCCCUCCGGAACUUUCAGUCACUUCAUUUCCUAUCUCCUCACGUGCCUGGAAGUGAAACUCCGUCUCACAACCCUCCCUGGCGAAGCACCUUGGAACCUUUUGUAUCAUUAAAGGUACUUUGUAAGCGGCAACUGUUGCCUUUAUCUGCAACACUCCGACUUGUAGUCUAAGUAAUUCUUCAGCCAGCGCUACUUUGUGCACCGAAAGAGUUAACCGGGUGCUGCCUCGAAUGUUUAAUUUGCCGAUAAACAGUAGGAUUUUAGGGAUAUUUACAGACUCGGGUAUGUUGUGCGCACACAUCAGGAUCUGGCGGCUGGGAGAAAGCUGUCAGCACUGAACGACACUGGGCGAGAGCGCUGAGCGCUGGCAGGAAGCAGCGAUCCUCUUCAAGGAGAAAUCUGCUCCAGUCACUGUCCCGGAGAGCAGCAGAGCGAAGGCAGGAACGUUUUGAUCCACAAAAGGCAGGUAGUGCCUUGACAGCCGAUUAGACAGGCACUAUCCAGUUCAUUCAGAAGAGGACGGUGAAACCAGGAAUCUCCACAAUGAAGAAAAGCUGGAGCUCACUCUGUGUAGGCAGCCUGGAGAAACACAGGGACUCCCCCGAUCAGCUGACACCAUGCCAGCCCUCCACUUUUGGCCUAGUUAAGAGACGCUCAUCUGGAACUCUGCAGCUCCCUCCACUGUCGUGGCGACAGUCCAGACUGUCUGACAGCUUUUGGACACUGAAGGAAGACUCAGGGAUGAGGAUAAGUGUCCUUGUGCAAGGAGAAACGUCACCACCGCCAACACAUGGCAGCGGCACAAGACGCAACGCCCCAAGUCUCCGCAUGGAGCCGGGGAAAUGUUCAGCCCUGCUCAGGGAAGGGGCCGGGGCAGCCAAACCUCCCAAACAUCUAUGGAGACAACCCAGGACCCACAUCAAGAUCAAACAGCGGUUCUACUCGGACACGGAGAGGUACAUGUACCAGCGAGCUCUGGAUAACCACCAACCCCUAGAGAACGGUGACAGACCCGGGCUGAAGAAGCCACGGAUGUCCUGGCCUUCUUCCUUCCACGGGCUCAGACGUUUCGAUGUGGAGAAUGGACUCACAGCGGCACGCAGCCCUCUCGACCCUCAGGCGAGUCCCAGCUCGGGGCUGGUGCUGCAGGCGAACUUUGCACAUGGCCAGCGACGGGAGUCCUUCCUGUACCGUUCCGACAGUGAUUAUGAUAUCUCCCCAAAGAAUGUGUCCCGGAACUCCUCAAUCACCAGCGAAAUGAGUAACUACUUCAAGGCUCACCCAAGACAAGCCUUGGCUUCACGAUGCUCAGAGCCUGUCCUUGCCCUGACACUGGGAAAUCAUACAGAAGACAUGAUUGUGACUCCAUUUGCUCAGGUGCUGGCCAGUUUACGGACUGUGAGGCAUAAUUUUGCCACACUGACAAAUCUACAGGAUCAAGUGAAGAGCAACUGGCGAUCGACAGGAUGCAGCCCAGGGGUCAUGCGGCCGAUCCCACUCGAAGAGAGCUCCCACAAGCUGGCCAUCGAGACACUGGAGGAACUGGACUGGUGCUUGGAUCAGCUGGAGACCCUGCACACCAGGCAUUCUGUCAGUGAAAUGGCGUCCAACAAGUUUAAGAGAAUGCUGAACCGUGAAUUAACCCAGCUAUCUGAAAUGAGCCGUUCGGGAAACCAGGUCUCUGAGUUCAUAUCCAACACAUUUUUAGACAAGCCACAUGAAAUGGAAGUGCCUAGGGGCAGAGAGAAGAAGCUGGAGACCAUGGGACAAAUCAGUGGCUUGAAACACAGCCUGAGUGUGAUCUCGUCUGCUGACGUUCCACGAUUUGGUGUGCAGUCCAACCAGGAGACUGAGCUGGCGAGGGAACUGGAACAUAUCAAUGAUUGGGGCCUGGAUAUCUUUAAGAUUGGGGAGUAUUCCAAUCACCGACCACUUACAGUUGCAAUGUACACCAUCUUCAAGUCGCGACAGCUGCUGAAGACAUUUAAGAUCCCUGUGGAAACCUUCAUCACGUACAUGCUGACUCUCGAAGACCACUACCAUCCAGAUGUGUGCUACCAUAACAAUUAUCAUGCUGCAGAUGUGACUCAGUCCACACAUGUCUUGCUUCUGUCUCCAGCACUUGAGGCAGUUUUCACCGAUCUUGAGGUAAUGGCUGCAAUUUUUGCCUCCGCAAUCCACGAUGUUGACCAUCCAGGUGUCUCCAACCAAUUCCUCAUCAAUACCAACUCCGAGUUAGCACUGAUGUACAAUGAUGCCUCAGUUUUGGAGAACCAUCACCUGGCUGUGGGCUUUAAACUGUUGCAGCAAGAGAACUGCAACAUCUUUCAGAACCUGUGCAAGAAAGAACUUCAGAACCUUCGCAAAAUGGCCAUUGACAUGGUGCUGGCAACAGACAUGACCAAGCACAUGAACCUAUUGGCAGACUUGAAGACAAUGGUGGAGACAAAGAAAGUUACGAGUUUAGGAGUCUUAUUGCUGGAUAAUUAUUCUGACCGGAUACAGGUUCUGCAGAACAUGGUGCACUGUGCCGACCUGAGCAAUCCCACCAAGCCCCUGCACCUGUACCGGACGUGGGUGGAUAAAAUCAUGAUGGAAUUCUUCCAGCAGGGGGAUCGAGAGCGGGAGCGGGGCAUGGAUAUCAGCCCAAUGUGUGACAAACAUACUGCUUCUAUUGAGAAAUCCCAGGUUGGGUUCAUUGAUUUCAUCGUACACCCUCUCUGGGAGACCUGGGCUGACUUGGUUUACCCCGACGCCAAGGAGAUAUUGGACAACCUGGAGGACAACCGCGACUGGUUCCACAGUAUGAUACCUCGCAGCCCGCCCUCGCCGGCCUCCGAGGUGGACAACAGGAUCACCGAGACGAGUGAGCUGCUGGCGGUAGCCGACAGCCUGAGCCCUCAGAGCGCCGAGCGCAGCUCGUUCGAGGACAUGUAUAGCUGCAGUCCCAUGGGCACGUCGGUCACCGAUUUCUCCGAGUCGUCCGAGAGCCGCCAGUCCACGAGCAACUCACCCUCCCAAACCAGCAAGAGCCUGGAGAGCGGGACGGGGGGCACAGAGAGAGAGAGCAGCGACCCGGAGCUGCUGGGAGAACCCAGCCGCCUCCCUGCGGAGGAGGUCCCGGCAGAGGGGGACCAGGGCAGAACCACGGCCUCCGGAGCGGAGCAGGAGGACAGUGCCGGUGUGUCAGUGGCCACAUAACACAAACUCCGCCGGGCGCACAUACCAACUCUUAUUUUCUGAUCUGAACAGAUCACCCGCUGUUUUAAACGUCAACCAGGUAGGGCUUCGGAGGCUGGACCCCUGGGGUGGGGGAGGGGAAGGGGAUAUUUUUGGGGUUCAGGGGUUUGGUCAGAGACAGCCUCUACCGUGAGCAACCGAACAAUAAAAACAGACAACGCGGCGAGUUUUCCCCCUCCGGGCGAGGAGAGGGUUAAACAAAAAGAAAGUUGCACCAAUCCUAUCGCUGGCGAGCGAGGGUUGUCCCACGGAGCCAGCGAGAGGACGAGGGCGAGCGGAAAACGCGAGCAGAAAAUCCUGUGAAACGAGCGUGGGAAGAGCGAGGGGGAGUGUUUGCACCUUUCCAUUUUCAUUGUAAAUUUGCAACAAAACAAAAUGAGAUAAAGGAGCCUCCCGCUCCGCGGUGGAACGGGGCGAAAGGGCUGCCGCUCGAACUGCAGGGUGUUAACUGGAUGGAUCGAGACGCUGAGGCAAACACCGGGCGGACUGAAGCAGAGAGAACAAGAAAUCAGAUGCCUUUUUAAUCGAAUCGUAAGCAGUUAGCAGCGAAACUGGACUUUUAUUCGGAUGCAGAAAAAAGUUUAAAAGGUUUCGUCGAUCUUUUUUUUAAAAAGCAAGUGAUCUGUAUUUUUCUUAAAUGAAUAUUUUUAGAUUUUUUUUACACAAUUUGCCUUUAUGUGAACUGUGAUCUGGACUGUGUUGACUGCUGCCCUUAGAUAUGUUGGUGCGAUUAACCGUUGGUCGGGUCUGUCCGUGUGCGUAAACCUAUCUGCGUAUAGUGUGGAUCUGUGUAUAGGUGUGUGUACGUGCCUGUGUUUAUGUGUGGACGUUAGUCGGUCUUCGUGAAAAUGUCUGUCCAUCUAUGUGUGUGUGUGUGAGAGAGAGAGAGAGAGAGAGAGUGCGUAACAGUAUCUGUGUGUGAGGUGUGUAAUAUCUGUGUGUGUGAGAGAAAGUGUGUAAGGGUAUCUGUGUGUGAAGUGUGUAACAGUAUCUGUGUGUGUGCGAGAGAUUGUGUAACAGUAUCUGUGUGUGUGAGAGGGAGUGUGUGUAAUAGUAUCAGUGUGUGAGAGAGUGUAACAGUAUCUGUGUGAGUGCGUAACAGUAUCUGUUAGAGAGAGUGUGUAACAGUAGCUGUGUAUGAGAGAGAGAGUGUGUAACAGCAUCUGUGUGUGUGUGAGAGAGAGAAUCAGUAUCUGCAUGUUGGGUGCGCGUCCUUGUCAGUGUGUGUGUGAGAGCGACGGGAAAUAUCCAGUUAAACUGUAAUUUUUGUCGGGUGCUCUCUGCUUUCGCCGUAUCAUCAAAAAUCUACCGUACUUUCUGCCCCACAGGGGUGGAAGGUAACAUUCUGUUGAACCGGAGGGGUAAGACAAGCGGGACUUGGUGAAUGGGUGUGAGGGGGG